CUUGCAUCGAAUUGUACUCUGGGUCCUCAAAGUUCGAACCGAUACUAUCAUAUAUUCUCGUGGUUGUGAAGUCUCUCUUACUAGUCAGGGACGCGUCGUGACGCGUUCACCGCCAGCAGGGGUCAUUAUUCGGUUCGCGGAUAGUCCCGCACUCAUCAUCACUCGCCCUCACCCUCACCUGCCAACAGCCCAGGCGCAUUGGUAUCUCCACACUCUCUUUUCCACAAUGGAGCUAACCUACUUGGAUAACAUCUCAAUUGGACGUCGCGCGUAAUGGCGCACUCCAAGAGGAAGCGCAAUUCUAUCAGAACCAAACCAAGCAAACGAGCACGGUACAUCGAUUCCAGCGAAAGCGAACCCACCAACGACACUCUAUGGGCAGCAGAGCGCAUCUUAGACGAGAAGACCAUCCGUGGAGUGCGCACUUAUCACAUUCAAUGGAAAGGCCUUGACCCGGAAACUGGCAAGGCGUGGGAACCAACCUGGGAGCCAGAAGAGAACGCGAACGACUUGCUUGUCGCUCACUGGGAGCAAGAGAAAGCGCGAGAUUUGGAAGAAGUCCGCCGAAUAUCGCGAGGAAGCAGCAGAGGACAGUCUGAGCAACGGAAAGACGCUCAAGAACAGAGGCGCAUUCGUAAUUCCCGUGUCACUGACAGCAGCCCAGAACCUGCCAUCUGCUCCUCUACAUCUUCAACACCUCCCAACGAUCAAAGAGGCCCGCAAACCUCCGCCAGUGCCACAGCACCAGCAGACCGCGUUUCACCUCGCAUUCAGAUCGCACGACGUGGCGAAAGUCUCGAAAGAGACGAAUACGCGCGCUUUUCCCAGAUCGCCUCGUCUGGGCCUGGUUCGACUCAAGCACCUACCCAAGACACCGACCUUGAUAGCUCACAGCUGUUCGCUGCACGGCCACAACCCCUCGUUUCCGGCGUAGUUGCAGAUUCGCAAAGCUCCAUUGGCGAAGGAAGCUUUGUUCCCAUUAUUCAGCAUACUGGAGAUACAAGCCAGCAAAGCACAGAUACAAACGAGUCGCACAUCGAGGAGGACGUUGUCGAAGACUCGGGUCUCCUUGAACUGAUAGAAGAAGCCGCACGACACGCCGCAUCGCCUGCACGAUCCAUCCCCGAGACCAUCCCCGAUAUCACCACAGCAGAAUCACAAGCUGCUCCGACGACAGCCGAAUUUGUAUAUAUCUCGUCACAGGUGGACCAGGCGUCGAGCCAAGAGCUUGAGGAUAGCGUGCCUAUCCAACCCAGCGGAGACGCCCAGAGUGUUGCACAAGUCGAGCAUAUAAGAGAAGACACUAACUGGCUCGAAACGCGACAGUCUGAUCACAUCGACUCUCAGGUUUGUCCAGCUCAAGCCGUCUGCGAGACAACCUCAGAUAGAGGAGAGAGCACACAGAGCGAACAUCUGCCUUUGAACCCAACCUCUGCAGACGUUACAGGAGACGCUUCGACAGAUAUCGCGGACGUAGCUGAAACCCCAUCCUUUCUAAACAAAUCCUUUACGCUUGUAGGCAACAGCCAACCGCAUCAUUCCGAACGGAGCAACGAAGCUAGCGGUAUACAAUUCGCGGUCGGCAGCAUUGACGAGGCGUCGCAACAUCAGGAAUCCCAGCAAAAUAGCGUUCGUGACAGUCAGCCCAGUCUAACCGAACACUCGCUACUGGAAGACAACGAACAGUUCCCCUUCCAGUCUCAGCAUCCGUUUGCACCAUAUCAGCCUUUACAAGAACUUCUCACUGCCGUUCCAGAACAGCUUGAACAUACUUGCGCGACACCACUUAGCCAUCCAGGACAAGUGCUUACCAGGGUUAGUGUGCCAAGCCUGGCCUUUCCGGCGCCGGCGUCCGACCCACCUCACCAAUCAAUACAAGCAUCACCAAACAAUCCCCAGGUUCACGACGACGCGCCAGUAGUAUCUCUGCAAUCUGAUUCCGCUCUUACUCACAGCACUUUGCCACCAGAUCAACCCGAAGUAAACGAGACUUUUUGUGCUCAGUUGCUCCACGAUUCCUCUAGCCCUGAACGUGAGCAGAACGCGCAAGUACUACCUCUCGAGGCAGAUCUAAGCACCCAAGACGACACGCUUGAGAGUAUACGGACUACCAUCGAGAAAGAGUCAGUGCAUCGAGCUAGCUCUGAAUCUCGUCACGACUCAUCUCAGGAGACUCCGGAACGGCCGUCAAGGUCACUAAAUCACGAAACCUCGCCAGUCCUUUACCCACCAAGCUAUUCCCUAAGAACUCAAGAAUCCAGACUUCCAUCACGGCCUUGUACACCUGUUCCUACUUCAUCGCCAUCAAUCAUGUCGGGUGAGAGCGCUGCGGAUAAUGUCCAUCGACGGCUGCAAGAGGACAUUGCCAAACGCCUCGCAGCUUCCAGAGCUUCUAGAGGGCGCCCUAGCAGGUCGUCUUUCACGCCUUCAGUAACAGGAGAUGGACCAUCAGCUACUUCUACACCUUUGAGCAGACUACGGACAAAUGAGCCGCCAGAAGGCACUCGUUCGCCUUCUGCUGUGCCCGACCGUUCGCCUGUUGCGCAAACACCAACAUCACUAAGAAACAUUGCCUAUGCCACUAGUAAUACACCAUUAGAAGCGUCACCGUUGGACAAGGUCAUGGUUUCGCUGCCAGAUGCUCCCCCAGAACCUACUGUCGCUGAAGAUCCAACCCUGUCUGAACCUAUCGCACCAGUACCGACGUCCCCCGCUUCUGACGAAAUGGAUGUUAGUGAUGCAGAUGACGAGGAUAGCGACAGUCUACUCAAUGACGACUUGCAGUUAGCUGACCAAGAGUUCAUCGUGCCGUUGUUCAUACAAGGCCGACAAAGCGACACGUAUGCCCAGUACAUCUCGUCUAAAAAGGACUUGUUGGACCGCUUUCUCAAAGAGCCUCGGAGUGUGAGCCCCAUCGAAGAAGUCGAGAAUAUCUUGUCCCAACUCCGGGCUAUUGAAACACACAUGGACUUGGUCUUCGCUGAAGCCGAAAUAGAAGACUUGAACGGCGAGGCUUCGUCGACGCAAGCUGAACAUGCCGCUCGAUUUGGCAUGGAAAACUCGACCAAGUUCAGGUUCUUAGCCAGACUUUUCCAGGAAUUGCGAAACUCCGAGCCGCAGAAACAUAUUGUUUUGGUCACGGAACGGGACAAUGAAACUCUGUUCCGGAUCAUCCAGACCUUCUGUAAGGCAAACUUGAUCAAAUACACUAUGCCUGGCAAAGACUGGAAUGUAGACCGCAAAGAGACUGAGGGUAGCUUACUGGUCACUGUCAUACCGAGUGAUGCAUCGCCCAUCAUACAUGCUCCCGAUCUGAUCAUCUGCCUCGAUGGCGUGCAGGACGCAGCACAGAUUCGGAAGAAGAACUGGGCAAAUUCUCCCGACCGCGAUGUGGUGCCAGUGAUCCAUCUAGUCAUUCCGAGGACUGUCGGCCACCUUGAGCGGUAUGUAGCAUCGAGUCUGGACCCAGUAGAGCGUAUGCAUACUAUCCUGGCAAGUCUGGCGCAUGUUCGCCCAGAUGUUGGAAAAGCCAUCGACGACCGAACGCCGCGAGACGUUGAAUGCGCCUCAGAAGUCGCCGGCUGGAUCGAGAACAUAAUGGAAGGGGCCGAAUGGCCAUUGCCAUCUAUUGGUAGCGUCAAGGAUGUCAUUGAGUAUCAGACGCAUUUGUCGCAGCCCUCUACAGAUACGCCUAUACCUGAGCGUACCAAGCGCCCUUUGGAUGAAGAAGACCUUGACCCGGCAAAGCGUAUGCGCUUCACUCCGCAACCACAAAGAGCUUCCGUUGCAGAGAAGGAGCACGAAGUCACGCAUAUAAGCGACUCUAUGCCCGGAACUGCUGCCCUCGAGCUUGAUUUGCAGAGAGCAUCCGCUCCUGCUGACGAAGCGGUUCGAGAGGAGCAAGAAGCCCAUAGGGCAGAACAGAGGCACUUUCGAGAGAGUGAGAUAAUGUGGGACAAACAGCAGGGGAAGCAUGAAGAUCUCGCCCGUGAUUAUCGUGUUCAGAAGGGAAAAUUGAGCGCUGCAGAGACCAGAGUGGAAACGUUGACCAAGAAUAACGCUACCCUUACCGAGCGCCUUACAACACGUACCGCAGAGAUGCGCGACCUAGACCAGCAGCUACAGGAACAGCGAGCUACCGAUCUUCUCUCGCCUGAUGCACAGAUCGCCGAGAUCACUAAGCUUCGCAAAGAACUUGCUGAAGCACGCGCGGAGAAAGACAAAGCAAUACAGAACGCUUCAAGUGCGGAAAGUCUACUUGAAUAUACGAGAGGAGCCUACCAAGAUGCGCAGAACGCUGCUUCUUCCAAUGCUGCCCGCGUUAAAGAGCUCGAAGAAGAAGUGAAGAAACUCUCGUCUGCAGCUUCAGGGGAAGCAACAAAGCGGAAGGGCAUGCACCUGAAUCAGAACUACGAUCGACAGCAAAAGCAAAUCGCGAGCCUGGAGGCACAGUUGACUAUUUACAAGCGUACGCUGCAGAGCAAGGAAGAAGAGAUUGUUCGUCUGAGGAGCGUUGGCAGGCCGGGUGUGGGCACCAGAGGCACGAGUGCAACACCUCAACCCAAGACCAGGAGUAGAGCUGGUAGUCCCACUUUCAUAGGCGGCAGAGUUUCGAACUUGAGGAAUAGCUAGGAAUUGUUUGGUCCAGGUUUACUCUGGAGUGUGAGGAUCUGUCCUUGUUUACGUUCGGUAUUGUUUGGGUAUGGAUAGCAUAGCGGUCGGAUGGGCGAUGUAGAUACCCUAGUCAUUGUGAUAACGAAGUAGGAUAACCUAGAUUACUAGUAUAAUGUACUUUCUUUCUCG
This is a messenger RNA of Alternaria alternata, 4803 nucleotides long. RefSeq lists its product as hypothetical. The coding region runs from base 274 to 4632 and encodes 1452 amino acids. The record is from RefSeq and is a predicted model, not a curated record. NCBI's taxonomy places the organism in Eukaryota, Fungi, Ascomycota, Dothideomycetes, Pleosporales, Pleosporaceae. Gene Ontology annotation, cellular component: HDA1 complex. The transcript is spliced from 2 exons.